Molecule: messenger RNA, 958 nt
Organism: Eurytemora carolleeae
Lineage: Eukaryota; Metazoa; Arthropoda; Copepoda; Calanoida; Temoridae
Product: myelin P2 protein
Exons: 9
Coding region: 11-544 (177 amino acids)
Biological process (GO): fatty acid transport
Cellular component (GO): cytosol; nucleus
Molecular function (GO): fatty acid binding
Source: RefSeq, a predicted model, not a curated record
AAUAUAUAGAAUGCCUGGCCUUAAGAAUGUUCUAGAACACCAAGAGAGUGAAUUCACUCUGCUCGGCACCCCUGACAAUUAUAAACAGAUUCUUGGAACAUGGGAGUUAGAAUCUUCAGAAAAUUUUGUUGAAUUUAUGGGAGCUCUAGGAGUUUCUUCCUUUAUGUUGAUGGGUGAGGAUGUUAUGAAACCAAUUAUUGUUUUUUCAUUUGUGAACCAGCUCAACCAAUUCAAGAUUGAGACCUCCACAGCAUUGAAGAAAUGUGAACUUGUUUUCAGUCUUGGAGAACCCUUUGUUGAGAUUACAGGGGAUGGAAGGAGAACUAACAGCACUGUACAGCUUGAAGGAAACAUUAUGACUCAUGUACAGAAUGGAGAAUUGGCCCGGGGGGAAAAAAGUACAACAAUUGUUCGUAUUUUCAAAGAGAGCAGCCUAGAAACAGAAUGCACUAUCACAGGUCCAGGAGAGAAAAUUUCAUGUAAAAGGGAAUGGGGCAUGUCGAGUAUAUCAAAUAAUGAAGACGACUUUCUAUUUCAAUUUUAAUUUGUAUCAAGUUGUUUAACAGCAUGGAUAGUGGAUAAACCUCAAAUUGGAGGGAUAAUUAGGUAUUGUCAUAUUUUAUUGAUGAACAUUUUAUAAAUAGGACAUUUUAUAAUAUAUUGGAUAUAUUGGAAAAAGACAUUUCAAAGAUUGAUUAUGUUAUAGAAAAAAAAUCUUAGACAGAACAAUUAAUUAAGAAAUUUAAACAAGAAAUAUUAAAAAAGAGAUUUCAAAAAAAGGAAAUUUCGACAACUAAGAACAAUUCUUAUAGUUAAUUAUCUGUGGUAGGCGAUAUAUCAACAAAUGAAGACGACUUUCUACUUCAAUUUUAAUUUAUAUCAAAUUGUUAAACAGCAUAGAUAUUGGAUACACAUAAACAUAGAAGUAAAGAGAAUCUGUCGAUUAAAAAGCCUCUCU